UUGUUUUGCAGUCGUAAUACCGCAGUAGAAUCGAAAUGCCCUGAAUUACUUGCUAACUACUGUGAUCUUCUACUGAGAAAAACACAACUGAGCAAAAAACUCACGUCAGAAGAGAUCGAUUCGAAGCUCAAUAAUCUGCUCCUUGUACUGAAGUAUAUUGCGAAUAAGGACGUUUUCAUGAGGUUUCACAAGGCCCACCUGUCAAGGCGGCUGAUUCUCGACAUGAGUGCUGAUCAAGAAAAGGAGGAAGCCAUGGUCAACAAACUCCGAGAAUGCGGCAUGCCAGCUGAACAUGUGAACAAACUUUUCCGAAUGCUGCAAGAUAUUGAAGUGAAUAAGGAUCUCAAUUCGAAUUUCAAGAAAUCACUAGUUGGAACGAACAAUAAUAAGGCCUUGUCAGACCUUAUAAAUAUAAAAAUUCUAAACGGCGGUGCAUGGGGACGUGGUGGUGUUGGUGCGGAACGGGUACGUGUGUCAUUGCCAAGAGAACUGGAAGAAUUUGUUCCUGAGGUAGAAGCAUUUUAUAAGAAACACCACAAUGGCAGGAAACUGAACUGGAUGCAUCACUGGAGUAGUGGAACUAUAAUUUUUGGCACGGCUUCUGGUGGCCGGUUCGAUUUGGAGUUGACAACGUUCCAGAUGGCAGUUUUAUUUUCAUGGAAUGACCGAGCACAUGAAAAGAUUUCGUUUGAAUCUCUUCGGUUAGCAACUGAACUCCCUGACACGGAAUUAGCGAGGACACUUUUCUCUUUGGUGGCGUAUCCGAAAAUGAAAUAUCAACUGUUGCUGUGUGAUGCCCCAACUCCAUUGAAUCCACGGGAUUUUACGGACUCAACAUUAUUCUAUAUCAAUCAUGAUUUCCGCUUAAUCAAGAACGGCAAAGAACAACAUCGAGGAAGGAUAAAUUUGAUUGGCCGGUUGCAGUUGUCAAUGGAAUCGUCAGCCACAAAAGAGCAUGAAGAUAUAGUGGCAUUGAGGGAGUUGCGUGUUCAAGAAGCCGCUGUCAAGAUUAUGAAAAUGCGCAAGACGAUCACCUCGGCUCAACUUCAGACGGAGCUUGUCGAAAUGCUUAAACCUAUGUUUAUUGAACGAAAAGAUGACGAUAUCAAUACAUUUGUAUAUGUUUCAUAG
Molecule: messenger RNA, 1131 nt
Organism: Cooperia oncophora
Lineage: Eukaryota; Metazoa; Nematoda; Chromadorea; Rhabditida; Trichostrongylidae
Source: the annotation of a GenBank genome assembly